GUCUCCAUAUCGCAACAAGGCUUUUUAAUCGUUGUAUGACGUCAUAACCAUUAUGACGUCAGCAUAGCAGUUUUUGUGAUGACGUCAUCAAUCAACGUUUUGUGUCGGAACAUAUGAUACAAGUUACCGGUAUGGGUUGCAUUUCUCCCAAAAUGGCUGAGAACUUCCCCGAACAGCCGCCUAAGUUCAGUACCCACAUCCCCAAUACUGCCAACCUGUUAAAGAUCACAGCACUUCGCAACAAUCUACUCCUCAAGCAGAAGGAUCUUCUAUCCCAAUCAGGCAUUCAACAAGGGGAGCCAGUUUCCGAAGGAGAGAGUGGCCCCAAAGCGUCGUCUGCUCCAGAGAUCCUUUCGAAGAAAGAAGCAAUCAAUUUCACUUUGCCUCUGUUAUACAGGUACAACUUAAUGAAACGCAAAACCAGAUAUUUCGUCCGCAAUGGGAAGAUCUACGAUUGGCGUAAGAUGCGGUCGUUACCUCUGAUAGAAGCCAUGCGCAAGAAGUGGGCGAAAGAAGGCCGCGGUUCGCCGUCAAAGAUGAUCAUACAGCAGCUCCAUAAUCCACACAACCGGCCAACUAAACGGAAGGGCUGGUAUCUACUGACUGACGAGCAGGUUGAGGAAGUGAUGCCAUCAUGCCACACGGGAAGGCUGCUGCCACUGUCGCCCCGAGAAUACUGGUCUGACGUUAGACGGGACGUGAUGCUCCUGCUGAAGCAGUUUGAGAAGCGAGGGAGUUCUGAGAACCAGCAGCCAAUGCUUGAUCAAAUUUCAAGAUGGAUAUCUCUGUAUAAACUCCGAGAUCCUCAAGACACCUACCACAGAGGUGAUCGUAACAAACUACCCUUUCUCCUUCCUUUCGGAGUAACAGUAGACGAUAUCCACGCCUCGGCGCGGGAAUCGAAGCCGUUUGAUACAAGACUUGAAUGUCCGAUUCUGAGGCGCGGUGAAGUAGUGGGAUACGGAGCUUACAGCCUAGUUCUGGAGGAAGAGGCCGAGGAGAAACCUAAGGAAGAAACUUCUUCUCCUCCCACUAAGAUCAGCGAAGCCUGCAUGAAGAAAAGGAGAGAUAAACUUGCUUCAAGAUUUGCCAAGCAAUACAGAUAUUCUCAGGACAAAAUGGCGCCGUUCCUCUCGUGGGCGACCGUCAUGGCAGAGGGACAUUCCAAAUUUAUUACUCUCUGUAAGAAAUAGAUUGUUACAAUUUAGGUAUUGGUGAUAUAGUAUUCACAAUUUUGCAAAGUUUUCAGCGAAUAAAGCAACGACGAAUGGAAAAUC
Molecule: messenger RNA, 1277 nt
Organism: Haliotis rufescens (red abalone)
Lineage: Eukaryota; Metazoa; Mollusca; Gastropoda; Lepetellida; Haliotidae
Exons: 2
Coding region: 114-1193 (359 amino acids)
Source: RefSeq, a predicted model, not a curated record